GUGAACAUCAGUGAAUAUAAAUAUCAACAUAGAAAUCGAAAAUGGCUCGUACCAAGCAAACCGCUCGCAAGUCGACUGGUGGCAAGGCGCCACGCAAACAACUGGCCACCAAGGCCGCUCGUAAGAGCGCCCCAGCCACCGGAGGCGUGAAGAAGCCCCAUCGCUAUCGCCCCGGAACUGUGGCCCUGCGUGAGAUCCGUCGCUACCAGAAGAGUACCGAGCUGCUGAUUCGCAAACUGCCUUUCCAGCGUCUGGUGCGUGAGAUCGCUCAGGACUUCAAGACUGAUUUGCGGUUCCAGAGCUCGGCAGUGAUGGCUCUUCAGGAAGCUAGCGAAGCAUAUCUUGUUGGCCUUUUUGAAGAUACCAACUUGUGUGCCAUUCAUGCCAAGCGUGUAACAAUCAUGCCCAAGGACAUCCAGUUGGCCCGUCGCAUUCGCGGUGAGCGUGCUGGCAACUAUGCCGAGCGUGUUGGUGCCGGCGCUCCGGUUUACCUGGCUGCCGUGAUGGAAUAUCUGGCCGCCGAGGUUCUCGAGUUGGCUGGCAAUGCUGCUCGUGACAACAAGAAGACUAGGAUUAUCCCGCGUCAUCUGCAGCUGGCCAUUCGCAACGACGAAGAAUUGAACAAGCUGCUCUCCGGCGUCACCAUUGCCCAGGGUGGAGGUGCGGCCUUGCCUCUUCAGGGCGUACACGACAUCCAUGGCUGUGACAGUCUUCCUCUUGGCGUGUUCGGUGUAGGUGACGGCAUCACGGAUAACGUUCUCCAGGAACACCUUCAGAACACCACGUGUUUCCUCAAAUCGAAAAUGGCUCGUACCAAGCAAACCGCUCGCAAGUCGACUGGUGGCAAGGCGCCACGCAAACAACUGGCCACCAAGGCCGCUCGUAAGAGCGCCCCAGCCACCGGAGGCGUGAAGAAGCCCCAUCGCUAUCGCCCCGGAACUGUGGCCCUGCGUGAGAUCCGUCGCUACCAGAAGAGUACCGAGCUGCUGAUUCGCAAACUGCCUUUCCAGCGUCUGGUGCGUGAGAUCGCUCAGGACUUCAAGACUGAUUUGCGGUUCCAGAGCUCGGCAGUGAUGGCUCUUCAGGAAGCUAGCGAAGCAUAUCUUGUUGGCCUUUUUGAAGAUACCAACUUGUGUGCCAUUCAUGCCAAGCGUGUAACAAUCAUGCCCAAGGACAUCCAGUUGGCCCGUCGCAUUCGCGGUGAGCGUGCUUAAGCUGAGACGGUCUCAACUAGCGACCAAUGCGCCAGCAUACUUUGUACAAAUCGGUCCUUUUCAG
Molecule: messenger RNA, 1278 nt
Organism: Drosophila rhopaloa
Lineage: Eukaryota; Metazoa; Arthropoda; Insecta; Diptera; Drosophilidae
Exons: 4
Coding region: 42-1214 (390 amino acids)
Cellular component (GO): nucleosome
Molecular function (GO): structural constituent of chromatin; DNA binding; protein heterodimerization activity
Source: RefSeq, a predicted model, not a curated record